Molecule: messenger RNA, 1053 nt
Organism: Arabis nemorensis
Lineage: Eukaryota; Viridiplantae; Streptophyta; Magnoliopsida; Brassicales; Brassicaceae
Source: the annotation of a GenBank genome assembly
AUGUUCGAUAACUCUUCUUCACACCGUCUCGUCGGAAAAUUCUUCACGAACUCAACUCCGCCGUCUUUCGAAGAAACAGAAAAAUCCCUCCGGCAACAAUGGAAUCUCUCCGGCGACAUGAUUGUCCAAAAGCAAGGCGACAACGAUACGUUCUUGUUCGAAUUCAGACAAAAGAAUGACAAAGUGAGAGUUCUUGACAACUUACCUUUCAACGUCAAUGGAGUUAUCUUAGUAAUCAAGGAUCCAAAUUCUUCCAGCAUGAUUGAUUUCACUGUGGCUACCUUAGUUGUCUUCGUUGUGGGUUUACCAUGGUGUCUUUCAACAAAGGAAUACCUCCCGACUCUCGAAUCUCUAAUCGGCGGCAACGCAACUGAUAUAACAUUCACCGACGGCUUAUUUUGUUUCUUCGUGGAAGUUGAUCUCAAGAAACCACUGAAAGCAGGAUUUUACAUAGAAGAAAACCAGUUCGUGGAGUUCAAAUACAGUCAAUUGGGAGAUUUCUGCUACAAGUGUGGAAUGAUUGAUCACGUGGAGACAAGCUGCGAUAGGGUUAGGGUUCAUAAGGAACGUGCCUUGAAUGCCACGUCAAGAACGCACGUCUAUGGUCCUUGGUUAAGAGAUUCUUUCUCUGAAAAGUGUUUCGAAUUGGUCCUGAAUAAAUCACAGAAUGGUGCUCGUGAGUGCGAGAAGUCUCUCUCGUAUGCUCAAUUCUUCAUAGAGCUCGAGUUUAACAAUGUCUUUAUCUGCAACCCUAAAUUCGAGUCGAGAACAAAAUCCACUCACAGAUUUCGUUUCCCCUGUUCUUACCUAGACACAGAAACAGAACACACGGAUUUUACUACUUCGAAGGCGUACAAGGUCAUACGGGAUGAGAUCUACGAGAAUACGCCUUUCUCUGACCUUGCCGAGUUUUUUGGCAACCGUGGCGAAAUCGGAAGUCUUGUGGAGCAGUUGAAACUAACCAAGAAGAAUGAGUUUUGUUGUGAUGAUAUGUGGUUGGUUCUUAAUCUUCAAAUCAACAGAACAACUAUGUUAAUGCCUGCUGAUCGCUGA